Microthlaspi erraticum is the source of this 255-nucleotide messenger RNA. Lineage: Eukaryota; Viridiplantae; Streptophyta; Magnoliopsida; Brassicales; Brassicaceae. The record is from the annotation of a GenBank genome assembly.
AUGAUGUCCAUUUUUAGCCCCUUUGAUGCUCUUUUCUCCGAAUCCAACGGCUUCAAGAUGAAACAGAGCAGCCCGAAACAAAGCUCCAGUGCUAACCAGUCGCCGGCGACGGAGCAGCUGAAGACCGGCCAGAAAACUCCGUUCUCAUCAGACGACGAUGGAAAGAGCAAUAAAAUGAAGAAGAUGAUCCAACCGAUGAGGAUAGCUCCAGAGCUCGAUGGUGUUCAUUGCUUCGAAACAAUUCUUCCUUUUUGA